AUGCCCAUUCCAGGUGGGUAUGCCCUCGUCCUCGACCCCAUCAUAGUCACUACAAAGCGCACCUGCAAGUUCUCCCGAGUCCUCAUCAACGGUGGCAGCAACAUUAACAUCCUCUACCGUGACACAAUGACCAAGCUCGACAUUGAGGCCAAGAAGCUGGAGUCGACCUGGACGGUGUUCCACGGCAUCGUGCUGGGCCUCUCCUGCUCCCCCAUUGGCCGGAUCUGGCUCGACAUCAUGUUCCACACCCACGAUCAUUUCUGGCGCGAGCCCAUCUGGUUCGAGGUGGUGGACCUGUCUAGCCCUUACCACGCACUACAGGGUCGGCCUGCACUCACCAAUUUCAUGGCGGUUCCACACUACACCUACCUAAAGAUGAAGAUGCCAGGUCCCAAGGGUCACAGCACUGUUGCUGGCGACUACAAGAAGUCUCUGCAAUGCGCCCAAGACGACGCCAAAUUAGUCGAGUCCCUGGUCAUAGCCGAGGAGCGGCGCCAGAUCAAUCGGAUUGUGGUGCUGGCAGGCAAGCAGUCGGUCGUGCCGGCUCUGGCCAAGGAGUCGGCCGGCGAGGCCUCGUUCCAGCUAUCAAAAAACACAAAGAAGGUCAAGCUCAACCCGUCCUACCCAAGCUGCAGCAAGUACGUUGUUGUGGGCACCCGCCUCAGCAACAAAUAG
Messenger RNA from Aegilops tauschii subsp. strangulata, 675 nucleotides. The record is from RefSeq and is a predicted model, not a curated record. Lineage: Eukaryota; Viridiplantae; Streptophyta; Magnoliopsida; Poales; Poaceae.